Phacochoerus africanus (Common warthog) is the source of this 2738-nucleotide messenger RNA. RefSeq names its product GDP-mannose pyrophosphorylase B (gene GMPPB). Gene Ontology annotation, molecular function: GTP binding; mannose-1-phosphate guanylyltransferase (GTP) activity. NCBI's taxonomy places the organism in Eukaryota, Metazoa, Chordata, Mammalia, Artiodactyla, Suidae. Gene Ontology annotation, biological process: cell wall mannoprotein biosynthetic process; GDP-mannose biosynthetic process. The transcript has 10 exons. Bases 149 to 1231 code for a protein of 360 amino acids. Gene Ontology annotation, cellular component: cytoplasm. The record is from RefSeq and is a predicted model, not a curated record.
CCCGGGCUCCCGUCAUACACUGGCGGACGCCAGCCAGAGUUGGCAGCUCGCUGCUUUCGCUUCGGCGUCGCGUACUAGCUUGCCGCUGACUUGGACCUAGCGUCAACGCGGACUGCGCGGACAAGGCAGAACAAGAGUUGCAGGCGCAAUGAAGGCACUGAUCCUGGUGGGUGGCUACGGGACGCGCCUGCGGCCGCUGACGCUAAGCAUACCGAAGCCGCUGGUGGAUUUCUGCAAUAAGCCCAUUUUGCUGCACCAAGUGGAGGCGCUGGCCUCGGCAGGCGUGGAUCACGUGAUUCUGGCCGUGAGCUAUAUGUCUCAGGUGUUGGAGAAGGAAAUGAAGGCACAGGAGCAAAGGCUAGGAAUCCGAAUCUCCAUGUCCCAUGAAGAGGAGCCUUUGGGAACAGCUGGACCCCUGGCACUGGCCCGUGACCUGCUCUCUGAGACUGCGGAGCCUUUUUUUGUCCUGAACAGUGAUGUCAUCUGCGAUUUUCCCUUCCAAGCCAUGGUGCAGUUCCACCGCCACCAUGGCCAGGAGGGCUCCAUUCUGGUGACCAAAGUGGAGGAGCCCUCUAAGUAUGGUGUGGUGGUGUGUGAGGCUGAUACAGGCCGUAUUCACCGGUUCGUGGAGAAGCCACAGGUGUUUGUGUCCAACAAGAUCAAUGCAGGCAUGUACAUCCUGAGCCCUGCAGUGCUGCAGCGCAUCCAGCUGCAGCCCACGUCCAUUGAGAAGGAGAUCUUCCCGGUCAUGGCCAAGGAGGGGCAGCUCUAUGCCAUGGAGUUGCAGGGCUUCUGGAUGGACAUUGGGCAGCCCAAGGAUUUCCUCACAGGCAUGUGCCUCUUCCUGCAAUCAUUGCGACAGAAGCAACCUGAGCAACUGUGCUCAGGUCCUGGCAUUGUGGGCAACGUGCUAGUGGACCCUAGUGCCCGCAUUGGCAAGAACUGCAGCAUUGGCCCCAAUGUGAGCCUGGGUCCUGGUGUAGUGGUGGAGGAUGGUGUGUGUAUCCGGCGGUGCACAGUGCUGCGAGAUGCCCACAUCCGCUCCCACUCCUGGCUUGAGUCCUGCAUUGUAGGCUGGCGCUGCCGAGUGGGCCAAUGGGUGCGCAUGGAGAAUGUGACAGUGCUGGGCGAGGACGUCAUAGUUAAUGAUGAGCUCUACCUUAACGGGGCCAGUGUGCUGCCCCACAAAUCUAUUGGUGAGUCGGUUCCGGAGCCUCGUAUCAUCAUGUGAAGGGAUGCUGCGGGGCUGGCUGAGCACCCCCUCUCCCCACCACCAGAGGGAACACUAGCUCAACACAUCAGAAAGCCCUGGACUCACUGCCAUUUGGCAGGGGAGGAUUGGACAAGGGUGAAGCUAUUGGACACCUGCCUUCUCCCAUGGACAUCACCUGGCAGGAUUCUCACUAGGUAUCCCCCACAAAGCCCACUCCCUCAAGAAGGGCCAAGCAAGAACUGUAUGGAAUAAUAAUUUAAUGCUCAUUGUGGCCCUGACUGAAAGUCAAGCUCAGGCACAAUUAGGGCAAGGCUGGGCUCCCACCAACAAGGUUACACACAGACAAGAAGGUUGAGGGCGGGGGCUGGGGCGGGAUGGGUGGGUGGGUACGAGCUUUGGGAGACAGGGCAAGGGGAGCUCAUAAAUAGGACCCAGCCUGAGUUUGACUUCAAGGGUGAAGGUUCCUGCUCUGUGGGUGAGGUGGGUCUAGGCAGCAGAGGAAGUGGCACUUGCAUUGGCUGCCUUGUCCCAGUCCUCUACAGACACAAUGGUGGCUUUGCAAAAGAAGCAAUCCUUGUUGUUCAUCAGGUGCUGGUUAAUGCAGGCUCUAUAUAGCAGGGGAGGGCAUGAGGGUGGUCUGUGUAUCCCUGCUACUCCCCUGCCCAGCCCCCUGUUCCCAUGGGGCCCACUUACUUGCAGGACUUGUGGCCACAGGGCUGGAACACAGCAGAAAUGGGGUGAGCAUAGCAGAUGGGGCAGAGGUCUUCCUCACUGGUGGGCUGCAGGGAGCAGGGUGCAGGGUGGGCUGAGGUUGGAUGCCUAGACAACUGGCAGUACACUGCACACAGCUGUGCUGAUAUGUAUUUGAGGGAUGUGAACCUGGGUGCUGUGGCCCCACUCACCAGAGAGGCAGCUGCUGCCUGGGCAGACGCAGUGGUCAGGUGUGCCAGCAUCUGUUCCACCUGGGCCAGCUCCUCAACACUGAUGUAAUCUGUGUCUAGAGGGUGGCAGGAGGCGUCAGUAAAAUAUGGCCCUAAGACCCAGGGCCUUUUGAGUAAUUCCAGCUUGGGAAUUUGCUCUUAAGACCAGUGACCUGACCCAGCCCCAAAUCCCCCUCUUCCCUGACCCACCCCCAACCAACUCACAGCUCUGUAGGGAGAAGUGCUUCCGGUCAGGGGCAGGUAGGGCAGUGCCAGGGGUAGGGGGCUCUGACUGCCCCAGGAGAUAGCAUAUAGAGCGGAGCUGGAAGCAGGGAUCAGCUAGGAGCACUGAUGUGGCUCUCUCUAUCCUAGGUGGGAGAGGGUGUAGAGGUUGUCAGAAAGUUGGGUCUGUCUGAAAUCGCUUUUUAUUGGAGGGGUGGGAAGUGUGUGACAAUCCUGCCCACUUGGCACUAUUGCCCCCUUCAUUCCACCUCAUCACUCUGCUUCUCUCCAAUCCCCCCCCCAUAAGUCAGUCCUACAUCGCAGGAAAGGGUCACACAGCUUAACCGUUUAAAGAAAACAAAUAAAGGACAUUGUGGCUCAAA